Plasmodium gonderi is the source of this 3663-nucleotide messenger RNA. Its product is annotated as cell division cycle ATPase. Gene Ontology annotation, biological process: retrograde protein transport, ER to cytosol; mitotic spindle disassembly; autophagosome maturation. The transcript has a single exon. The record is from RefSeq and is a predicted model, not a curated record. Gene Ontology annotation, cellular component: VCP-NPL4-UFD1 AAA ATPase complex; nucleus; cytosol. Gene Ontology annotation, molecular function: ATP binding; ATP hydrolysis activity; polyubiquitin modification-dependent protein binding. The coding region runs from base 1 to 3663 and encodes 1220 amino acids. NCBI's taxonomy places the organism in Eukaryota, Apicomplexa, Aconoidasida, Haemosporida, Plasmodiidae.
AUGAAAAUGGAAAAAACACAACUCCCGUUUUUUGUGCUUAAAGCGCUCUUGUCAUGUUAUUUUCUUAUUUUUGUGCUUACAUUACCCUUAAUCAUCCCACCUUCACGUCAAAUUGGAAUUAAAAAAAAUAAACACUACGACUUAUGCAAUAGUGCACGGAAAAUUAAUUCCCCUUUUUAUGAGAAAAGACAAUUUACAACAUCUCCAUUUUUAUAUCCAUUAAGAAGAAAAAAAAAUCCAUUUUCGUCCAUAAGCACAGCAAUUCUUAGUAACCCUUCAUUUGACGUAAAUGCACAAGACAAAUGGAAAAGUAAUAUAAUUAUUAUAAAUUCUGGUAGAAGCAAGGAAAACCGAGAAAAAAAUUUAAUCUGUGCAAAUGAGUCUACAUGUAAGAAAAAGGAUCGACAUCAAGUUGAAUUAAAUCCAUGUUAUGAUAAAAAAGAGACUAAUCUAUCCAAGGAGUGCAAGAAAAAUUACACAUCUGAUACCGUUUUGGAUUCCAAACUUUCGCCAAGGUGUGCCAAUCACUUGGAUCAGAGUAAUCAACCCAAUCAUCACAGUUUUAAUUACCAUUCGAGGUACGGUGAGAAUCAUCACACGGGACCUGAUUCGCUUUGGAUGAAUGAUAGAAUCACUUCCAAUGAGACUAACCGUUUGAAGAAUCUAAUUGAUUCGGAUCCACGAGUUCAAGAAGAACAAAAACCUCAAAACAACAUUGUGAGUGGAAUUAUUAGCAAAUUUUGGCCAUUUGGAGAAGGGGAAAAGAAAAUACAAAAGGAAGAUCGAAAAAAUAUGAUCAUUAAGAAUGGACAUGAAGGAAAUGAAUCUCCAGAUCCAGAUAAAGAGAAAAAACCUAAUGAGGAAAACUAUCAUAAAAAAAAGUCAUGGGUUGAAACGGAACGUCCCAAUAGAGGAUCUGAUUAUGAUAAGGAAACGAAUUUUUUGCUAAAAGCAUUGGAAAGUGGUAAAUUUCCAUCAUAUUGUCUUGUUGAAAAUAUAGAUGAGAAUAUAGACAACUUUGAGAUAUAUAUGAGUAAAGAAAAAAUGGAUGAACUUAACAUAAGUGAAGGAUUUACCGUUUUGUUAAAAGGAAAGAAAAAAAAAGAAAUGCUUGGAAUAGCAAAAUUAGACAAAAGUUUAAAAAAACAUUUCGUUAUAAUCUCCUUUUCAAUGAAAAAGAAUUUAAGACUUAUGCAUAAUGAUAUUAUUAAGAUAUACCCACUCAUGAAGGUAAACGAAAUAAGAAACGUUGUGCUAAGUCCAUUUAAUGAUACAGUUGGAAGUUUAAGCAGAAAUGACCUAAAAAAUGAAGUUAUAAAUCCAUAUUUAAAAAAUAGCUAUAAACCAUUAUGUGUGAAUUCUAAUAUAUACAUACCAUAUAAGGGAAAAAAAGUUGAAUUUAAAGUGAUGAAAAUAUUUAAUGAACAAUGUGAAGAAAAUGAUGCAUGUGAACAUCAGUAUGGAUACUUAGGAGACAAUUCAGAAAUCAGUUUGGAUGAAGAAUAUCUAAAUAGAGAAGAUUAUGAAGAACAUACAGAUGACAUUACAUAUGAAGAUCUAGGAGGAAUGAAAAAGCAAUUAAACAAAAUACGAGAGUUAAUCGAAUUACCUUUAAAAUAUCCAGAAAUUUUUAUAAGUAUAGGAAUAUCUGCACCAAAAGGAGUACUUAUGCAUGGAAUUCCAGGAACUGGAAAAACUUCCAUAGCCAAAGCAAUUGCAAAUGAAAGUAAUGCAUAUUGUUACAUUAUUAAUGGCCCAGAAAUUAUGUCUAAACAUAUUGGAGAAUCUGAACAAAAAUUGAGAAAAAUUUUUAAAAAAGCUAGUGAAAAAACUCCUUGUAUUAUAUUUAUUGAUGAAAUUGAUUCCAUUGCAAAUAAGAGAAGCAAAAGUAAUAACGAAUUAGAAAAAAGAGUUGUCUCACAAUUGUUAACAUUAAUGGAUGGACUCAAAAAAAAUAAUAACGUUCUAGUUCUAGCUGCUACAAAUAGACCAAAUUCUAUCGAUCCAGCUUUGAGAAGAUUUGGAAGAUUUGACAGAGAAAUUGAAAUUCCAGUUCCAGAUGAGCAAGGGAGAUAUGAAAUAUUACUAACCAAGACCAAGAAAAUGAAACUUGAUGCAGAUGUCAAUUUGAGAAAAAUUGCCAAAGAAUGUCAUGGAUAUGUCGGUGCAGAUCUUGCACAAUUAUGUUUCGAAGCUGCCAUUCAGUGUAUAAAGGAACAUAUCCAUUUUUUGGAUCUAGAAGAGGAGGAUUUUAUUGAGUUUAUGAAAAUAAGUGUAGAUGAUUGGAAAGGAGAAAAUGAAGAAACGCAAAGAGGACAAGGGGAAUCUGUACUAAAUCAGAAAAACUCCAAUCCAGAAUCGAUAGAUGCUGCAAUAACAGCGCAUGUGGGACCAUUGCAUGCAGGCACGUCCACGAAUAUGCAGACAAAAAAUUUCCUCCCAUUCAGAGACAGAAGAAAGGAAAUUUCUGAAAGUAACGUAAGUGAAAAAAAGGGAAAAAAUUUUUUCUUCAAAUCGAAACAGAAAAGAAAAGAGAUAGUAGCAGUAGAUACAUGGACAAAAGCGGAGAAGUUAACCAACAAACCGGGGGAAAAGGGAUCACAGUUGAAGGAAAAUAUCAAAAAUAAAAGUGAAGAAAAAUUAGAUAGUAAAGGCAAAAAGAUUCCGUCCUAUAUAUUAAACAAAUUAACAAUCAAAGCAAAGCAUUUCCAACACGCACUGAACAUAUGUAACCCAAGUUCACUACGAGAAAGACAAGUACAAAUUCCAACAGUUACAUGGGAUGAUAUUGGAGGUAUGCAAGAUGUGAAGGAACAAUUAAAAGAAACAAUUCUUUACCCAUUAGAAUACAAACAUUUGUAUAAUAAAUUUAAUUCCAAUUAUAAUAAAGGGAUAUUAUUAUAUGGGCCUCCUGGUUGUGGAAAAACUUUGCUAGCCAAAGCCAUUGCAAAUGAAUGUAAUGCCAAUUUUAUUUCUGUUAAGGGACCCGAAUUAUUGACUAUGUGGUUUGGUGAAUCAGAGGCAAAUGUUAGAGAUCUUUUUGAUAAAGCACGUGCUGCAUCUCCAUGUAUAAUAUUUUUUGAUGAAAUUGAUUCCUUGGCUAAGGAACGUAACAGUAAUAACAAUAACGAUGCUAGUGACAGGGUUAUAAAUCAGAUACUAACGGAAAUCGAUGGAAUAAACGAAAAAAAAACAAUUUUUAUAAUUGCAGCUACUAACAGACCAGAUAUACUUGAUAAAGCAUUAACAAGACCUGGAAGAUUGGACAAACUUAUAUAUAUUUCUUUACCAGACUAUAAAAGUAGGUAUAGUAUUUUCAAGGCAAUUUUGAAAAAUACACCCUUGAAUGAUGAUGUUGACAUACAUGAUAUGGCAAAACGGACCGAAGGAUUCUCCGGUGCUGACAUAACAAAUCUUUGUCAAAGUGCUGUUAAUGAAGCAAUUAAAGAAACAAUUCAUUUGCUUAACCUUAGAAAGAAGAGCAAGGGAAAUUCACAUACACGCACAGGUGGGGCUGUCACUGAUCCCCAUGACCCAGUACCCACUCUCUCGAAGAAGCAUUUCGAUUUGGCUUUCAAAAAUGCCCGUAUUUCUAUACAACCUGAGGAUGUACUAAAAUACGAGCGCUUCAAGGAAAAACUUUCCCUCCAAAGUUUUGAAUAA